Trachemys scripta elegans is the source of this 1831-nucleotide messenger RNA. RefSeq lists its product as uncharacterized. The record is from RefSeq and is a predicted model, not a curated record. The coding region runs from base 58 to 1338 and encodes 426 amino acids. The transcript has 9 exons. Lineage: Eukaryota; Metazoa; Chordata; Testudines; Emydidae.
CCAGCCACCCCAAGGGCAUGGGGUGCAGAGGUUACGGAUCCCGUGAGCAGUGCCAGGAUGAAUGUCUCCUUCGCCAGCACGCAGCUCAGGGCAGCGAUGACCGAUGGGCAGCCGCCGCUUGUCACCACCAAGGGUGCCCGUGGCAGGGCACAGAGCGUGUUCGUUGUGGAAGACCAGCCUCCUCUUCUCAAAGCGACCCUUCUCCGCGUGCCCUGUGAACUCGCGCUGGAGAUGGAAUUCGUUGGUGCCUUCCAGACUCCCACAUCGCAUGCGCAUCGCAGCCUGGUGCAGCGUUUCAAUGAGACAGUGGUGCCCCUCUUCGCGGCUGUGCCGGGAUUCCAGCGCCUGGAAGUGACGCGGAUCAGGAGAGGCAGCGUGGUGCUGGAAUACGAUGCCCUCUUCGCUGUGGAGCGGCUGCAUGGGCAGGUGCAGGGCUUGGGAGCCCUUUUAAACCGGACGGUGCUGUCGGGCGCCACCCGCUCGGGUCUCCACGUCGCCAGUGCCCCCGUGCUGUGGAACGUGGUCCUGGAGAGGCAGCUGGACCUGUGCACGGUGCUCUUCUCGUGCCACGCCGGCUUUGAGUGCAUCAGCAGUGGGGCCGGCAAUGCCAGCUGCACGUCCGUGUGCCACAGAGACUACUGCAGAAACCACGGCAUCUGCAUGCACCCGCGUGACCACGAGCCCGUGUGCCAGUGCCCCACUGGCAGUGACUACUGGUUCAUGGGCCCACGCUGCGAUUACAAGGUGACCCAGCAGAGCCUGCUGGGCGUGGCCGGUGGGGUGCUGCUGACCGUGGCCCUGCUGGGCGUUGCCGUCGCCUGCCUGGUGGUCCGGAGGUUCAAGGCGCUGCUCCUGGAGGCCAGGGUUGAUCAGACCAAAAGCAGCUACCGACGGUUUUGUCGCCUUGAUGACGUGUCAGCUCAGUACUGGUCUCACUCCUGGCUCGCCUCUGCUAAUUCUUUGGACAACCCAGCUUUCAGCAACUCGGAGGAGCUGCUCCACUUACAGAUGCUAGACAACACUUGUUGCAGCUGUAAGGAUGACACUGUGAUCGCAGACAGCUACCAGCAGCGCACCACACCCAUCAGCACAGUGUGCAGGCCCAGCUUUCACUAUGACUGGGAUGCAAGUUCUAGUAGCAUAAAUGAUCCCAUGAUUGACUCUGGAAAAGCCAGUGAUAUUUCUGUGUCAAGUUGGCCAAUGGAACCAGUUCAGUGGACACCCUUUCCAAUUCUACAUCAUCUUUCCAGACAACGGCCGCCCAAAGCCAAUAGGCGACCUCAUUCCUACUGUGAGGGGAUGGAACUGGUCAAUCUUGAAAGAAGUUGGACAGCCUAAAAAUGGCAAACUAAAGACAGGCAACAGUUGUCAGCUUUUAAAACCAACCACGUUUUAUUUUCACAUAACAAGCUCAACGAAGGAGUUUCCAACACUUUGACAAUACAAUCAAUGCAGGUAUGAUGUCAGUUCUAUUCAAGGCAGAGUGCUGAAGAUUAUCAGCGAAACCUUUCAACAGUAUUUCAGACUGGACUUUAGAAGCCAGCUUUGGUUUGGGACAAGGUAACUGUUAGUAGUAAGUGUUGAGUUAACACAAGGCUGGCAUCCAACAAAGUAAACGACUUACACCAGGCAAGCUGAGAAUAAACUUUUUGAAUUCACAUCAUAUUACGUACAUAUAUGGUCUGCCCUACAGCCAUUUCAGAACAAGCUAAGCCACUGUGAAAAGUGAAAUACAAAUUAAGCGCCGCUGCAUUAUUCAUUAUGAUUUAUGUAAAUGAGGUAUAAAUUUAACCCCAGUACAUGUUUAAGCAUUAAACUUUAUUUUCCAAAA